AGAAGUCCUUCACACUACAUGUCUGGGGUGCCGAUCCCCGCUCUCCUCGUCUCCAGCCCCUAGCUUUGCAGAAACCAUGGACGUCGACAUUGCGCCCCAAUUUGGUGCCGAACUCAAGGAUGGCUUCAAGACGGUCAACGCCUGGGUGUCCGGCGGCAUCUCCUGGCUGGACGACAUACAGCAGUUCUACCGGGAACGAAGCGCCAUAGAAAAGGAGUACUCGGCAAAACUCAGCGCGCUUGCGAAGAAGUACUACGAGAAGAAAGCCAAGAAGCAGAGCAGCUUGAGUGUUGGCGACACGCCCACCGUGACUCCGGGCUCCUUGGAAAGCGCCUCCAUGACGACAUGGGGAGUUCAGCUGAGCACCCUCGAGUCCCGCGCAGCCGAACAUGACCAAUUCGCUGGCGCCCUCAUCACCCAACUUGCCGACCCCCUAAAGCUCCUCGGCACACGGACCGAGGAAUUGCGCAAACUGCACGCCGACUAUGCUGCCAAGCUGGAGAAGGAACGCGACAACCAAUACGGAGAGCUGCGCAAGCAAAAGGGCAAAUACGACAGUGUCUGUCAGGAGGUCGAGAGCCGGCGAAAAAAGGUGGAUAGUGCGUUUGACCAUGGCAAAGCAAAGGCACAGAAUGCCUUUAACCAACAGCAGGUCGAGAUGCGCAACGUCAAGAACACCUAUCUGAUUAGUAUCAACGUGACCAAUAAGCAAAAGGAGAUGUACUACCACGAGUACGUCCCCGAGUUGCUAGAUAGCCUUCAAGACCUUUCCGAAACGCGAGUCAACAAGCUGAAUGCGAUAUGGUUGCUGGCGGCGCAGAUCGAGACGCAAACGCUUACGCGGAGUACCGAGUACCUGAACCAUCUAUCCGGCGAGAUUCCACGCAACAACCCUCUACUUGACUCGAUGAUGUUCGUGCGGCAUAACGCUGGUCCAUGGCAGGAGCCUGAGGACUUUCAAUUUGAGCCCAGCCCGGUCUGGCUAGACGACAGUAACAUCGCCGUCGAUGAGUCUGCGACAAUUUUCUUGCGCAACGUACUCACAAAGUCAAAAUCUUCUUUGUCAGAACACAAACGCGAGCUUGAGAAAAAGCGCAAGGAGGUAGAGAAUGCCAAGGCGGUACGGCAAAAGAUAAGAGACGGAACAGAUAAGAGAGAGGAAGUCGACAUUGUUCGUGCCAUCUUUGCGAUACAAGAAACGAUGCAUGAAGUGGAACGCCAGAAAGUGAGCGCUGAAGUCGAAGUCUCGACCAUCACAUCCGUCGUAGGCGACCUUAGCAUUGGCGCGAGGAACCACAAUUUCAAAUCCCAGACAUUCAAGAUACCCACAAAUUGCGAUCUAUGCGGAGAUCGCAUAUGGGGUCUGUCGGCAAAAGGAUUCGACUGCAAAGACUGUGGCUACACCUGUCACAGCAAGUGCGAGAUGAAGGUCCCGGCCGACUGUCCUGGAGAACAGAGCAAAGAGGAAAAGAAGAAACUGAAAGAAGAGCGGCAAAAGGCCGCGCACACUGUGACGGCUACAAACGGUGCUGCGACGAGCUCUAGCGCAGACAUGCCGCGGCUAGGCAGGAGUGACACAGUGAAUUCUAUGAACACACUGAGCUCUGGCUACUCGGCGACUGCACAACGGUCGAUAGCUGGAAUAUCACCGACCGCUGAAGAGCCGCCACCCCCAGAAAAGAAGGCGCCAGCACCAGCACCGGGCCCUAGGAAGAACCGCAUAGUUGCACCUCCGCCAGCACAGUACAUCAAGAGUGAAGAAGAUGUUCCUACUCCCACAUCCAAGUCGGCCGAACCCAAGGGCAAGAUGCUAUACGCGUACCAAGAACACGGCGACGGAGAGGUGACGGUGGCUGAAGGCACAGAGAUUACUAUACUAGAAGCCGAUGACGGAUCUGGAUGGAUGAAGGUUCGCGCUGGUGUCAAAGAAGGCCUAGUCCCCGCAGCGUAUGUAGAGACUAUAGUGGCAACGCCUCCCACGACAGCCUCGACGUUUUCGUCAGCACGUCCAGACUCGACAUACUCUGCUUCUUCAGCGUCAACGACAAACAUGAACACAGCUGCUCCUGUUAAGAAAAAGGGGCCAGCGGUAGCGCCGAAGCGUGGCGCCAAGAAGCUCAAAUAUGUCGAGGCACUGUACGACUAUACAGCACAAACCGACGUAGAGCACUCGAUGACAGAAGGAGACCGGUUCGUGCUGAUCAACAUGGACGCCGGUGACGGAUGGGCAGACGUGGAAAAAGACGGUGUCGUACGCAGCGUCCCAGCAAACUAUCUUCAACAAAUCUAAAUGGCCUUGGACGUAGCAACCCCGGAGAUGAGGUUGUUGUGAUUGGGUAGUGAGCCCGCUGUAUCAUCAGUGCAAAGAGGACACAGAAAUGGGCGGGUGCUUUCCGGCAUCGAGAUGGCUGGGGAGUUUGUACAUAUUGAAAACACAUCA
This is a messenger RNA of Exserohilum turcica Et28A, 2440 nucleotides long. RefSeq lists its product as uncharacterized. Gene Ontology annotation, biological process: regulation of actin filament polymerization. The record is from RefSeq and is a predicted model, not a curated record. The transcript has 7 exons. NCBI's taxonomy places the organism in Eukaryota, Fungi, Ascomycota, Dothideomycetes, Pleosporales, Pleosporaceae. Gene Ontology annotation, molecular function: protein binding. The coding region runs from base 77 to 2290 and encodes 737 amino acids.